UUGAGCCAUCAAUGGAGAUUCAAAUCUCAUACUCUAUCCUCCUCGCAAUCUCUUUCUUCUUCAUUAUAAUACUGAAGAGGUUAAGCUCUAACAAAUCCAUCAAAACGCUACCCCCGGGGCCAUUCAAAUUGCCUAUCGUUGGCAACUUACACCAACUUAGAGGAUCGCCACCUCAUCACGCCCUGAGAGACCUAGCCAACAAGUACGGACCCAUCAUUCACCUUCAACUUGGAGAGUUGUCCCACGUUGUCGUGUCUUCCCCAGAAAUAGCCCAAGAGAUCAUGAAGACACAUGACAUAACCUUUGCUAAUCGCCCCGCUCUUCUUGCGACCACCUUAAUUUCCAAUAAUACAGGCAUAUCCUUUUCUCCAUAUGGAAGCUAUUGGAGGCAACUUCGAAGGAUUUGCACUUUGGAGCUUUUGUCUGCCAAGAGGGUCCAAACAUUCAGAACAAUAAGAGAAGAGGAGCUGUCAGCACUUGUGAGGAACAUAUCAGAACACGAAGGCUCCAUCAUCAAUCUCACUGAGAAGCUUUACGUGCUCACAAAUUUUGUAACUGCACGAGCGGCCUUUGGUGCUAAGACCAAGAACGUUGGACAAAUCCUAUCAACUAUGAAACGUGUUCUGGAGGUGUUGAGUGGUUUCUCAAUUGCUGAUCUCUACCCUUCAAUCAAAAUCCUUCAAGUGAUCACUGGCAUUAAAUUUAAGAUUGAGAGAGUGAACAGGGAGAUUGAUAUGAUGGUAAGGAAUAUUAUCAAUGAUCACAUAGAAAAGAAUAAUGAUCCUGGUCAAGAUGGUAAGACGACAGAAGAUGAUCUGAUCGAUGUCCUCCUAAGGAUUCAAAAGGAAAAUGACCUUGAAAUACCAUUGUCUGAAGAGAACAUUAAAGCUAUUAUCAGUGAUAUUUUCCUUGGUGGAACUGAAACAUCAGCAACAACAGUAGAGUGGUCAAUAUCAGAACUUCUUAGAGACCCCAACAAAAUGAAAAAGGCACAAGAAGAGGUAAGAAGGGUUUACGGAAGCAAAGGCUAUGUAGAUGAAUCAGAAUUUCAUCAUUUGAAGUAUGUAUCUGCAGUCAUAAAAGAAGCUCUAAGGCUACACCCACCAGCACCAUUGCUACUUCCGAGAGAAAAUAGCAAGGGGUGUAACAUUAAAGGUUAUGAGAUACCUCCUAAGACUAAAGUCAUCAUCAACAGCUGGGCCAUUGGAAGAGAUCCAAAGUAUUGGGAUGAGCCAGAGAAAUUUGAACCAGAAAGGUUCCUGAAUGCCUCAAUUGAUUACAACUUUAAAGGCACAGAGUUUGAGUACAUCCCAUUUGGUUCUGGUAGGAGGAUAUGUCCUGGAGUCUCAUUUGCUGUAGUUCUUGUUGAAAUCAUGCUAUCCACUUUGCUUUACCACUUUGAUUGGAAACUUCCAAAUGGACUAGAGCACGAAAAGUUGGACAUGACUGAGAAAUAUGGUCCCACUAGAAGGAAAAACAAUCUUUGCUUGAUUCCUAUCAGAUGUGACCCUUAACUUGUCUGCGUUAUUAUCUGACUCCAUCCCCAAAUGCCUCCUUUAUUUACAAGCCUCCAUUUUGUAUUUUGUCAUUGUGCAAACUGCACCGUAUGCGUCUGAUCAAAUAAAGUUGAACAAUAUAAUUCAGAAAAUAACAGUCAUUUUCUUAUGUUUUCAUACAGUUUUUAUUGUCAAUAUUGUGUUUUUAGUGCAUUAGAAGUUUAAUGAUAAAGCUUUAGAUAUUUUCAAAAAU
Prosopis cineraria is the source of this 1749-nucleotide messenger RNA. RefSeq names its product cytochrome P450 71D10-like. The coding region runs from base 12 to 1514 and encodes 500 amino acids. Lineage: Eukaryota; Viridiplantae; Streptophyta; Magnoliopsida; Fabales; Fabaceae. Gene Ontology annotation, molecular function: monooxygenase activity; heme binding; iron ion binding. The record is from RefSeq and is a predicted model, not a curated record. The transcript is spliced from 2 exons.